AUGAUAAAAUUUAAAGGCCUUCAUUCAUCCAAACAAUAUAUGCCUAAAAAACCCAUAAAAAGAGGAUAUAAAGUAUGGACUUUGGCAGACAAGUACGGGUACCUUUGGAAUUUUGAUGUCUAUACAGGAAAGUCUGGUGAUAAGGUAGAAAAAAAUUUGGGAGCACGUGUAGUGAAAAACUUAUCUGCACCACUUAAAAAUAAAAACUAUUUUUUAUACUUUGGCAACUAUUUUACUAGUUAUACGUUUAUGUCGUACUUGAAAUCAAAUGGGAUUUAUGCGUGUGGAACAGUAAACAUGACAAGAAAACAUUUACCACAGCUAAAAGAUGACAAGUCUUUAUAA
Messenger RNA from Myzus persicae (green peach aphid), 345 nucleotides. Its product is annotated as piggyBac transposable element-derived protein 2-like. The transcript has a single exon. The coding region runs from base 1 to 345 and encodes 114 amino acids. The record is from RefSeq and is a predicted model, not a curated record. Lineage: Eukaryota; Metazoa; Arthropoda; Insecta; Hemiptera; Aphididae.